Messenger RNA from Cooperia oncophora, 309 nucleotides. The record is from the annotation of a GenBank genome assembly. NCBI's taxonomy places the organism in Eukaryota, Metazoa, Nematoda, Chromadorea, Rhabditida, Trichostrongylidae.
AUGUCGAAAGAUAUCGAGAGCAAUGCCAAAUCUGCGGAAGGAGACGAGAAGGAGACCGAAGUAGGGAUGGGGCAAUACCCCUGCACCGCUGAUGACCACUUUGAAAUUCGCCUCAUUGACGCCGUCGAGAAAAAUCCCUGUAUAUUCAAUCGCUGUCACCCGCUUCACAAGAUGUCCGACUACAAGAGUCACGUAUGGAAUCAAGUGGCACAACAGCUCUCUUUUUCAGGUCCGUCCAUCCUUUUGAGAUUUAAUGGUGCAAUCCAGAUCAUGUGGCGGAGAAAGGGAACCCACUAUGUGUGUUCCUAA